This is a messenger RNA of Lates calcarifer (barramundi perch), 5437 nucleotides long. RefSeq names its product regulatory factor X, 1a (influences HLA class II expression) (gene rfx1a). Gene Ontology annotation, cellular component: nucleus. The record is from RefSeq and is a predicted model, not a curated record. Gene Ontology annotation, molecular function: DNA-binding transcription factor activity, RNA polymerase II-specific; RNA polymerase II cis-regulatory region sequence-specific DNA binding. Gene Ontology annotation, biological process: regulation of transcription by RNA polymerase II. NCBI's taxonomy places the organism in Eukaryota, Metazoa, Chordata, Actinopteri, Centropomidae.
AUUCCCAGGUCUUGUAAUGGCCACCUCAGGCUACGUAGGUGAGAUCCAGCCGGCAGUCCAACCCCAGGGCGCCGGUGUUACUGUCACACCUGGGCAACCUGACACCAGUUCCACCCCUGCAACUGCCCCUCAGUUUCUGGCUGAGAUCCAGACUACUGUGGCUACUCCCACUGUUGUCACACCCACUGGCCAAACUACUCCCACUGAACAAGCUACUUCUAUCACCACUCAGAAGCCUGCAGCUGGUAGUCAAACCCAGUCCACAGCACAGGCCCAGCCAGCUCAGACUCAGUAUGUGACUGCAGAGAUCCAGGGGUCCCCCACACAGUCUGGAAAUGCUCAAAGUACUCCUCAGUACAUCGUUGUUACAGUCACAGAGGGCUCCCUUCACUCAAGUGACAGUGUGUCAGACUCUAGUCCCCCUCCAGCUGUGGUGCAGACAGGAGUUCCCACACAGGUUGUUCAGCAGGUACAGACAGCUCAGCAGAGGUCCGUGGUGCAGGCCACUUCUCAGAUAGCCAAGACUGAGCCCGGAACCCAGCUCAGUGUCACCAGUCUACAGCCUGUUCAUAUUAGCCAGGAGCUCCUCCGUGCCACAGAGGUGACAGCAUUAGUCAGGGAUAAGAAUCUAGAAGAAUUGCAGGAGCAUGAUGAGAUAGGACAGCCAGAGUUCCUGGCCUGGGCAUCAUCAGACUACAUAAGAGAGUGCUGCGGCAAGCCCCUCUACCUCCCCUUGGAUCUCCUUCAGUAUUACCAGUCACUGUACCUGCUCUCUAUGUGUGUGGACAAAGAGACAGGAGCCCACCCUGCAGUCACCAGCUCAGGCCCAGAUCAGCCACCACUGCAGGCUACAACUACCACUUUCCAAGUCCAGCAGCAGCUCACACCAGUGCCAGUCCAACAUGUGUACACCAAUCAAGUGCAGUAUGUGGAAGGAGGAGACACCAACUAUACCACCAGCACCAUUCGCUCCAGCACCUUUCCUUACACUGACACACCCCUGUACACCCAGACCACAGCUGCCCAGUAUUAUGAAGGUCAGCCAACAUCUGGCUCACAGGCCUCUACCCCUGGAACACCCCUAACCGUCUCUGUGACUGCUGGCACGACAGGGGGUGUGUCCAUGUUUGUGGCCCAGCCCACCAGCGCAGCAGGGGGAGGCGCCACAGUAGUGACCACAGGUGGCACCACAAACGGGGCAGGGGAUGGGGCAGGCACCAACGGUGGCGCAGCAGGCAGCUAUGUGAUCCAGGGGGGUUAUAUGCUGGGCAGCAGCAGCGGAGGGGCAGCUGGCAACAGUCAGAACUACUCACACACCGCCCGCGCCUCCCCAGCCACUGUGAGUAUUACAGAGGGCGAGGAGAGUAGCGUGCCGUCGGCAGACAAAAAGGUACAGUGGUUGCUGGACAACUAUGAGACAGCUGAAGGAGUGAGUCUGCCACGUUCCACCCUCUACUGCCACUAUCUGCUGCACUGCCAGGAGCAGAAGCUAGAACCUGUUAACGCUGCCUCUUUUGGGAAACUCAUUCGAUCUGUGUUCAUGGGGCUACGCACGCGACGCCUCGGCACACGGGGUAAUUCUAAGUACCACUACUAUGGCCUGAGGAUCAAGGCAGGCUCAUCUCUUCUCCGUCUGAUGGAAGACCAGCAGCAUCUGGCCAUGAGGCAGCAGCCCUUCUCACAGAAACAAAGGUUGAAGCCUGUGCAUAAAGUGGAAGGAAUGACCAAUGGCACAGCAUCAGGAGCAGGCCAGCAACAGCAACAGCAGCAGGGAUCAGGGCACGUGGACAUUAGCACCCAGGUUCAACAGUACCAGCAGUUCCUAGAUGCCUCCAGAGCUCUCCCAGAGUUCCCAGACAUCGACCUCCAGGGGAAGUCUCUGCCAGAGGGCAUCGAGCUGGAGCACAUAAAGAGCUUUCAGCUGCUGUACAGAGAACACUGUGAGGCAAUACUGGACGUGAUGGUCAACCUGCAGUUUACCCUGGUGGAGACACUGUGGAAGACCUUCUGGAGGUUCAGUCAGAGUCAGGCUGGAGACGCUGCAUUGGCUGUUCAUGACGAGUCAGAGAAACGUCUCCCUAAGUCCUGCCUGGUGUUGCUGUGCAAGUAUGAGCCAGUGCUGCGCUGGAGCCGUGACUGUGACAACAGUCUGUACCAGGGUCUGGUGGAGAUACUUAUCCCUGAUGUCCUCAGGCCCAUCCCCAGUGCCUUAACCCAAGCCAUCCGCAACUUUGCCAAGAGCCUGGAGAGCUGGCUGACCAAUGCCAUGAUGAACAUCCCGGAGGAGAUGGUCCGCAUCAAGGUAACCUCAGCCAAUGCAUUUGCCCAGACCCUGCGUCGCUACACCAGUCUGAACCACCUCGCCCAGGCGGCACGUGCCGUCCUCCAAAACACGGCUCAGAUCAACCAAAUGCUUUCCGACCUCAACCGUGUCGACUUUGCUAACGUUCAGGAGCAGGCUUCAUGGGUGUGCCGGUGUGAAGACCGCGUCGUCCAGCGGCUGGAGCAGGACUUCAAGCUGACCCUUCAGCAGCAGAACUCCCUGGAGCAGUGGGCUGCGUGGCUGGAUGGUGUGGUCUCCCAAGUCCUAAAACCCUACCAACACAGCCCUGCCUUCCCUAAGGCCGCCAAGCUCUUCCUGCUCAAGUGGUCCUUUUACAGUUCGAUGGUGAUCAGGGACCUGACCCUGCGGAGCGCUGCCAGUUUUGGUUCCUUUCACCUGAUCCGCCUGCUGUACGAUGAGUACAUGUACUACCUGAUAGAACACAGAGUGGCCCAGGCUAAGGGAGAAACCCCCAUCGCUGUCAUGGGAGAGUUUGCCAGCUUAGGCCGGGGUCUGAACCAGCUGGAUCCAGACAAAGAAGAGGAAGAGGAAGAGGAAGAGGAGAGUGAUGAGGAAGGUCAGGAGCUGUCCCUCCCCUCUGACGGGGCCGUGUUAGGAGAGGAGUCUCUGGAGCCGCCUGCCAAGCUGGCCAGAACUGACCAGAGAGUCCUCUUCACCACCGGAUCCGCUGACAACUAACCAACACAACAGCACUGCUAGAUGUGGGUUGAUUAUACUGAUCACACACACAUUAUUGUACAAAGAACACUAAUUUAUACACUUGACACAUGUAUAUAGAUCUUGUAAAUGUGUGUGCACAGUCUCGCUGCAUACUGUAACUGUCCCACUUGUUUUACGCGCACAUACACACACACACACACACACACACACACACACACACACACACACACACACACACACACACACACACAUACAGUCAGUCAGUCACACAAUCAAAACACACACACUCAGACACACAUUCAGUAACUGCUGCUGCCUGGAUUGGCACAACCACCUGUUGGCACCAUUGAUUCAAUACAAAAUCACUGGCAUUACAAUAGGAUGUGGCUUCAAAAACCGGACUCUCUCUCAAUGCAAAGAGAAACACAGAGCAUUUUAACCCUCAGUUGUACGGAUUUGUAAAAAUGAUAGAAAAGCCAGGCAUGUUUUUUUUGUUUCUCUCUCUCUCUCUCUCUCUCUCUCUCUCUCUUUCUCUCUUUCUCAUUGCAUUGCAACCUGUAGCCUCGCUGUCUCCUCGCUGAGAAACUUCUGCUCACUCUAGAUCCUCCUGAAACUGUCACUGCCGUAUCAAAGUGAUCUUGAAAAUACUGUGAUGUGUGUGUAAAGGUAACUUUUACAGGAGGAAGGGGAGGGGAGGGGUUGGGGGUGUGUGGACCUUUUAUCGUAAGCGAUUGCUGAAACUAGUCGUUGCUAAUUCGUUCAGAGGGGAAAGACGGUAAGUGGUUGGGAUUUUAGGUGGGUUUGUCUUAUGUGUGUGUGUGUGUGUGUGUGUGUGUGUGUGUGUGUGUGUGGUGCUUAGCAUCUACUUGUAUGAGCACUGGGGGUCACACCCCUCUGCUGUUACUCCUGGAGGUUGACUGAACAUUGCUUCUCCAUGAUGGUGUGUGUGUGUGUGUGUGUGUGUGUGUGUGUGUGUGUGUGUGUGUGUGUGUGUGUGUGUGUUUAUGUGUUUAUGUGCGUGUCUGGCUGCGCGAUUGUGAGUCAUGCCAAGUGUUGACUGUUUUCCUCUGUAGAUAUUUUCUAAGGCAUUCAAACUCUUUGAUUUUUGGGAGAUGUGUGUAGAUUUCUCUGUUUGAUUUCACUCGCCUGUAAAGAAACGUCGUCGUGUUCUUGGAGUGCCUGUCGCAGCUGCUACACACACACUUGUAAAAAUAAAGCUACGGCUGUGGAAUAGGGGCUCCCAUUAGUUGCUGCAAAAAAUCCUCUCUCUUUUAUUGAACAUCUGGUUCCACGAGAGAGGUUCUGUAUGUGUCAUAUGUUUAUGUUCAAAGUGCUUCAUUCCUGUCCAUCUAAGUUCCUCUUUUGCCUCAUUUUCCUUUGACAUAUCAUUUCCUUGCCUUAUUUCACUAUACUUUUCCAUGUGUGUGCCAAACCUCUUUAUUUGAUCCUGUUGUUUUUAAAUUCUCUCUCUAUGUUUUAAGGAGGACUGUGCCUGAGUAAGAACGGCGAUAUGCUUAUAUUCUACUGUAUAUUUAUCCACUAUUUUGAAUUUUGUUGUCACUAAGUGAACCUCUUGUGCCGUGUAUGGUGCUGUGUUGUCACACAUUGUAAGCAACCUUUGUGUGCAUUAUUGAUUUGUGAUUGUACGUUCGGUUAUCAAUCCUAUCUCAUACCCGAUGACUUUUUCACAAACAGGCUAAGGCCCUGCCUCUUUGCACAUACUGACUGUCGUCUUUAAAACUCCCAGAGAGUUAACCUGAAAAGUUUUUGUUUUUUUUUUCCAUUUUCUUUGAAGUCUCGAGGUGUUUUUAAUGGUGGGGUGCAGGUGUCAAGAUUUCUCGCACCACUCAGUGUGGUUCAGAGAAUCUGGUGAGAGGUGAGAGAUCUGGUGGCUCUUUCUGCACAGUCCUCCACUGAUGCUCAUCUCCCUCGUCUCACUGCAUUUCCGCCUUCCUGCCAAUGGCUUUGUUUUGCUUCAAACAUCCAUAUUCUUAAACACUGUUCAUCAAGAUUGGUUGUUGCAAACAAACAUGUCACUUUUGGAUUUAUUUGAUUUUUUUUUUUUUUAAAUACAGUGUCUUCAAAUAGCUGCAGUGCACACGUCUUCAACGGGCAUUGCCAGCCUCAAACCAGCACAUCAUCCUUUAUAUAUGGAGUCUAAUGCUAUCACAGCUGAGUACAUAUCACUCCAGUCUUUUAAUGAUCUACAGCAUAUAGAAUGGCCAUUGUUUACCCAGUAAGAAAAAUGUUAAGUCAUUUUUUUAUAGUGCAUUGUUUCUUAUGUACAAAACAAAUUGAGAAAAAAAGAUGUUCAGUGGCAGUGUUUUAUGAAUUUGGUCUGCUAUAAGUAUGACUGUGCCUUUGGAGGUGGUAGAAUGCAAUUCAGAUGUUUUUAAUUUUAAAGAUAUAAAUUAAAGAAUUUUUAAAAUUGCA